Thecamonas trahens ATCC 50062 is the source of this 3471-nucleotide messenger RNA. RefSeq names its product stress protein. Lineage: Eukaryota; Apusomonadida; Apusomonadidae. Bases 1 to 3471 code for a protein of 1156 amino acids. The record is from RefSeq and is a predicted model, not a curated record. The transcript is spliced from 2 exons.
AUGGCCGACACUCAGACUAUCAUCAAGCGUGGGCAGACCCUCGCUCUUGCUGGCGAACUUGGUUCAUACGAGUGGCUCACGAUCGGAGCAGGAUGGGAGAGCGAGACGUCUGUUGAUCUCGAUCUCAAGGCCGUGCUUCUCGAUGAGAACGACAAGAACAUGGGAGUGGUUGAUUACUCGAACCUGACCGCGGCGGACGGAGCUGUUGUGCACUCUGGCGACAACCGGAGCGGCGCCGGCGAGGGCGACGACGAGUCGGUGUCCGUCAACGUCAACACGCUGCCCGAGGGCGUCGACUCGAUCGUGUUCCUCAUCGCGGCGUUUGGCUCGGCCUCGUUUGCGUCGGUGAGCAAGCUGACGGCGCGGCUGCAUGUCGGGCGCGGCGAGGGCCAGGAGGCAGUCGGUGCGUACGAGGUCAAGGGUGAGGACGGUGUGCGCGUUGUGCUGAUGGCGCGGCUCUUCCGCGAGAACGGGAUGUUCAAGUUCUCGGCGCUCGGCGAGGCUGCCGAUACGGCGGACAUUGCUGCGCUGCUCCCUAUUGUGGAGAAGAGCGUUGCGGACAAGAAGCCCAAGCCUGCGGCUCUUGAGCAGGGAUCGACGAUCAUUUUCGAGGGCCCGAGCAAGGUCAUGGUCGCUGUUGGGUGGGAUACCGAGGGUGACGUGGAUCUUGACCUCUACUCGGUGCUGAUGGACAAGAAGCCGAAGGCGGUGGAGCUUGUCAACUACUCGAACCUCAGCUCUGAGAACGGGUCUGUGCAGCACGGCGGCGACAACCGGCAGGGCACGGGCUCCGGCGACGACGAGCACAUUGUUGUGUCGCUCGACGAAGUGUCUGAGAAGAUCUCUGUGCUCACGUUCCCGAUCACGGCAUACGGCGACGCCAAGAACUGGAACAAGGUCCAGUCGUUCUACAUCCGGCUUGUCAACGUGUCGACGCCGACUGCGCCGCGCGAGCUUGCGCGGUUUACGCUCGACGGGCCUCCUGCGGGCGAGUACAACGCGCUGCUGAUGGCUACGCUUGCGCGGCACUCGUCGGGCGGAUGGGCGUUUGGCGCGGCGGGCGAGCCGAUUGUGGAGCGCGAGGUGAAGGACUCGAAGACGCUUGCCAAGGCACUCAAGGACAAGAUGAAGGCCAAGGCCAAGGCGCCGGACGCGAUUGCGCUGGCGGUGAAGGACUCGGUAACGGUUGAUCCUCGGGCGGUCAAGGUUGCCAUGGGCUGGCAGACCAAGGGCAAGAAGGCCGACUUUGACCUCAAGGCGCUGCUGCUGAGCGGCGACGGGUUCAUUGUGGAGGAGGUCGACUUUUCAAACAUGGUCUCGUCCGACGGCAAGGUGACGCACUCUGGCGACGACAAGACCGGCUCGCGCGACGGUGACGACGAGGUUGUGAGCGUCAACCUGCCUGGUGUGGGCAUUGAUGUCGAGUCGAUUCUGUUUGUGGUGGCCAACUACGGCGGCGCGCUGUCGGACGCCAAGUCUGCGUUUGUGCGGCUUGUGGACGACGGCGGCGACGAGCCGUACGAGAUUGCUCGCCACGACAUGAACCUCAACACGACCGAAAAGGCGCUGAUGGUGGCGACGCUUGCGCGCGUGCCCAACUCGCCACGGUGGUCGUUCACUGUCAUUGCCAAGCCGGUUGCUGCGCUCCGCAACGCCGACGUGGCGUCGUCGCUGCAGCGCGAGAAGAUCGGCGUGGAGCUUGCGCCGGGUGACAUUGGCUCGCUCGCGCCGCCGUCUGAGACGUUUGUGGGCAUGACGUGGAACACGUCUGCGGCGCUGACGCAGUCGAUGGCCGACAUUGGCUUCCACCUCUUCCCGUUUGCGGCGCUUGUCGACGCAGCGGGCGCGGUGACGGCGGUGGUGUCCGAGACGGCGCCGGCGUCUGCCGACGGGGCUGUGGUCUUCCACGGCGAGUCGCCGUACGACCAGAACGACGCAGCCGGACACUACGUCAAGUUCCCCGAGGUUGACGCAAGCGUGCACUCGAUUGUGUUUGGCGUGGCGCACUUUGACGCACACGGCUUCUCGCAGGUCGACUCUGUCCGCGCCCGCAUCUCGGACGUGGAGGGCGGUAUUGUGCAGGAGAUGGGCCGCUACUCGACGUCGUCGUCGGGGAGCCACCAGGGCGUGCUGCUGCUGAAGAUGGCGCGCGACUCGGCGCACGCCGGGUCGUGGUCUGUCUCGGCGCUCGGCGCGCAGACACAGGCACUGGGCUCCGAGGCCGAGCUCGCCGGUGCGGUCGAGGCAUUCCUUGCCGACGUCGAGUCGCAGGUCCUUACUCUCGAGACCGACGGCGUGGCGCGGAUGCUCGCGCCGCAGAAGGUGACGAUUGGGUUCUCGUGGCCCGAGGCGACGGCGCCCGAGGCGCUCGCGCCGGGCUGCUACACCCUUGACGCCAAGGGCUCGAUCGACAAGAAGAUCGACCACGACAAGACUGCGGCCAAGGACGGGUCGAUUGUGGUGUCGACGGAUCUCAAGUCAACGGACCCGUCGGCGGCGGCCAACGCGUCGGUCAUGGUCGACUUUGCGGCGCUCCCACCCAAGGUCACGCAGGUGCUUGUGGUGGCGACGACCAAGUUUGCCAAGAAGAGCUCGAUGACUGGUGCUGGGACCGGGAGCGUGGCGGUGUCCGAGGGCGAGUCGGGCUCGGGCCCGCUUCUGUUCCGGACGCAGGCCGCGACGAUGGACGGAACGCACAACGGGUUUGUCUUCCUCUGGUUUACGCGCGAGUCAGGCGACGCCGGCAACUGGAUUGCCAACGCCAUCAACCGGCCGGCGACGGCGGCCAAGCAGAAGGAGCUUGUCAAGAAGUUUGUGGCCGAGCAGGCUGCGCUGGAGGCUGCGGCGCGGCGGACGACCGAGCUUGCGGCGGGCCAGGUUGCGGCCAUCAACGCGGCCGACCUCCUCCGCGUGGGCGUGGGCUGGAACGCGGGCAAGAAGCUGCUCGGCCUGCUGAAGAAGGGCGCAGACCUCGACCUUGUGGCGCUCCUCCUCUCGGAGCAGGGCAAGCUCGUGGGCGUUGUUGACUACAAGAACAAGGAGUCUGCUGACGGGGCGCUGGUGCACUCUGGCGACGACCCGAACGGCAAGUCUGAGGGCGAGAACGAGUCGAUUGUGGUGGACCUGACCAAGGUCUCGCCGUCUGUGCAGGCCAUGGUCUUUGUCAUCACGGCGUACCAAAUCUCGUUCAAGAACAUCAAGUCAUGCUUUAUGGCGCUGUCGGACGAGGGCGAGUCGGGCGCGCCGCCGUUUGCGCUCAUUGAGCACGACGGGGCCGGCGACCACACGGCGACGGUCAUGGGCUCGGUCUUCCGGUCGGGCGCGGGGUGGAAGAUCAAGGCACUCGGGCAGCCUGCGAGCGCGACCGAGCACGACGCGGUGGUCGGCGCGCUCGACGCCAACGUAGGCAAGCCGCAGUCGCUCAAGCUCCGCAAGGGCGACUGCCUCGAGUUUGAGGGACCGACAACGUGA